Molecule: messenger RNA, 1440 nt
Organism: Diplodia corticola
Lineage: Eukaryota; Fungi; Ascomycota; Dothideomycetes; Botryosphaeriales; Botryosphaeriaceae
Product: short-chain dehydrogenase reductase 2
Exons: 3
Coding region: 1-1440 (479 amino acids)
Molecular function (GO): oxidoreductase activity, acting on the CH-OH group of donors, NAD or NADP as acceptor
Source: RefSeq, a predicted model, not a curated record
AUGGCGUCCUCCUCCAGCGGCCGGCCUCGCAACAACAACAUCAACACCAACACCGCCAACACCACCAACACCACCAACGCCCUCUCCAAAGCCGCCUCCGCCUCCACCGCCGCUCUCGCCCGCGCCCUCGCCGCCGCCCUCGCCGCCGCGCUCAACGUCGUCGUCUCCCCCUCGCUCACCGGCCUCGCCCUGCUCCUCCUCGGCACGCGCGGCGGGCCGGCGCCGGUGCGCGACGCCCGCGCCCGGUUCGAGAGGGCGCUGAGCGGUGCGUGGCCGGGCCGUUCGCCGCCCGUACUCAUCAUCGACGAGUAUCGCGCGGGGCGGCGGCGGCGGCGGCUGGAGCGGGCGACGGGGGUGUUGAGGGUGCUGUUUGCGGUGGGGGUGGCGAGGGCGGCGAAUGCGGUGUUGAGUCGGUGGGCGAUGAGGCAGUGGCGGUGGGGGUGGGGGUGGGAGGGAGUCGGGUUGGGGUUGGGGUGGAAAAGGGGGUCGAAGGGGAGAGUUAUAGGCCGGACCGAUCAGAGGGGGGCUGCUGGGUGGGAUUUUGACGGGAAAAGGGGGGUGGGGGAGGUGGUGGUUGUGACGGGCGGGUGCGGGGGCAUCGGGAAGGAGAUCGUGAUGGGGUUGGUGGGGGGGCCCAAGGGGGGCAGGCGCGGGGUGGAGGGGGUGAAGGUCGUGGUGGUGGAUGUGGUGGAGCUGCCGGUGGAGCUUGAGGGGCGCGCCAACAUCGCCUUCUACGGCUGCGACCUGACAUCGCCGGCCUCGAUCCACUCGACGGCCAGCCUGAUCCGCGCCGACUGCGGCGAUCCGACUGUGCUCAUCAACAACGCGGGCAUCGCGCACCAGCACGCCAUCCUCGAGGGGAACGACGAGUACGACGAGCAGCUCUUCCGCGUGAACGUGCUCAGCCACUUCUCGCUCAUCCGGGAAUUCCUGCCGGGCAUGCUGGCCCAGAAGAAGGGCCACAUCGUCACCGUCGCCAGCUUGGCGAGCUACUACACCCCUUCCGGCAUUGUCAACUACGCUGCCAGCAAGGCUGCCGUCUUGUCUUUGCACGAAGGCCUCAACGUCGAGCUGCGCCACCGCUACGGCCCGGCCGGCAAACACAUCAUCACGUCCAUCAUCCAUCCGACGUGGACGCAGACGCCCAUCGUGGACUCGUGGGUAGCCAGCCUGAAGAAGAGCGGCGCCCCCAUCAUUACGCCCGCCGAGGUUGCAGCCAAGAUCGUGCGCCAGGUGCUCCGCGCCGAGCCGGCCCAGGUGUUCGUGCCGGAGCGCAGCGCCCUGAUUUCCAGCUUCAAGGGCUGGCCGACUUGGCUGCAGGAGCUCCUCAGAGACAGUGGUGAUAGGAAGACGAGACCGCUUGAUGAUGAUGAUUACAGUGGUGGUGAAGAUAGAGACGCGUUGGGUAGCUCGAGGAGCUAUGAUAUUGUGGAAGGCUAA